Paramecium pentaurelia is the source of this 1191-nucleotide messenger RNA. The record is from the annotation of a GenBank genome assembly. Lineage: Eukaryota; Ciliophora; Oligohymenophorea; Peniculida; Parameciidae.
AUGAUUUAGAAUUUCACUUUCUAACGAAUAUCUUCUUCUUCUAUGUAAACCAAAGAGUUAAAAUCAAAGUUUAUUAUACAAAAGAAUAUUGGGUAUGGUGAUUAUGGGUAAAUUGAUCAUUUUAAUCUUAGAACUGUAUAUCAAGGUGUGAAUAUGCACACCAGAGAGACAGUUGCCAUCAAAGAAUUAUCCCAUCGUAUUAAUGAUUAAGGGGUUUGAUAUAUUAUUCUAUAUAAGAUAAAUGCUUAAGCAUUAAGAGAGAUUGAAAUACUUAGAUCUCUUCAUUGUGAUUAAAUAGUGUUAUUUAAAGAAUUAGCUUAUUAAAAUAGAAAGACAUACAUAAUAAUGGAAUAUAUGGAAGAAGAUUUACUUACAGCUAUGAGAAGAGACAUCUUCACUGAGGUCUAAGCCAAGUAGAUUAUGUUUUAAGUGUUAAAAGGUUUAGCUUAUUUACAUGAUCUUGGUAUAAUACAUAGAGACCUUAAACGUAAAAUGGUUUAAAACUAUUUUAGCUAACAAUAUUUUACACAAAAAUUUAACAAUUAAAAUUUGUGAUUUGGGAAUGGCUCAAAAUUUAAAAAAAUUCAAGCCUCAAACCACCAGAAUAUAAAAUCAUCAAUAUAGGGCUCCAGAAGUGUUCCUUGGUUUAUUAAAUGACUAAUAUUAGGUUAAAAAUACUGCUCUAAGGUUGAUGUUUGGUCAGCAGGGGUUUUGUUUAUCGAACUUCUCUUUAGAAGCAAUCCCUUCAAGGGAUAGUCUGAAGCCAAUAGUUUUCAAUAAAUUUUAAAAUUAUGUGGAACUCCUACUGAAGGUAAUAGAAUAAUAUUUAAUUUAAUAGAAACUUGGUAAGGAGUGACAACAUUAAAAAAUUACUCUAAAUUGAUCAAUAACGAGAAUUUUCCCAAGAUCUUACAUUCAUUACUUGAAAGGAAAAUGUCUCCCCUUUUAGUCAAUCUCAUAGAUUAGAUGUUGACUCUUGAUCCUAAUAAAAGGAUUUCCGCUUAGACAGCUCUAUAACAUUUAUACUUCAAAGGUAUAAAUAUAGAUAGGUAAUUAUCCUUUACAAAAUAAGAUGUCUCAUAAUAAACGAGACAGGAAAAAAAAGAGUUAAAACUUAAAGUUAAACUGAUACCUAAGUGCAUAAUUAUCCAGAUGGAUAAAGAAUAAUUGUUAUUUCGAAAAAAUACUGAA